Molecule: messenger RNA, 4851 nt
Organism: Salvelinus sp. IW2-2015
Lineage: Eukaryota; Metazoa; Chordata; Actinopteri; Salmoniformes; Salmonidae
Source: RefSeq, a predicted model, not a curated record
GAUGAGUUUAUCUGCUGGCUGAGGGAAGCCCUGGAGACCCACAGAGAACUGGACGCCACCCAAAGCUGAAAUGGACAGCCUCAAGCUCUACCUGGAGACCACCUGAGUUUCAAGUUGAACGUGGACAGUCACUGCUCCCUGAAAGACUGUGUAGUGGAGGAAGGCAGGCAGCUGCUGGAAAUCAUCCUCUCCCACGGCCUGAGGAACAUGCUCCAGAUGGUCGUACACCAGUGGCAGCAACUCCAGAGGCAGAUCCGCCGCCAGCACAGCUGGAUGCUGCGGACUCUGGACGCCAUCAAAGCCCACAUCCUGGCCACUGAGGCCGAGGCCUCUCAGGAGGCAGAGACCACUGGCCCGCUGGCCAGCCCAAAGGGGGAGUUUCUGCAGAGCCACUGGGAGGCUCAGAGGGAUGUCCUGGACCAGCUGAGUCUGAAACUGAAGAGCCAGCAGUACUGCACUGGCACCAUCAGGAGGACUGGGAGGGAGUACGCACAGAUGUCCAAAUACAACAGCCUGCAGGAGUUUGAGUCUGACUUCCAGGAGCUCUGGGAUUGGCUUAUGGACAUGGACUCUGUGGUGACGGACAGCCACGAGCUGAGGAUGUCAGAGGAGCAGCAGCAGCAUCUCUACAAGGGGAACAGUGUGGAGAUGAGGAUGUGGCUCCCUAAGAAGACCCACCUCCUGGGCUGGGCCGAGAGCCUGCAGAGGAGCGGAGCACAGCUGCCCCCGGACUUCCACGAGCGAGUCAAUGCCAUGACACACAAAUGGGACCAGCUACAGAAGAUCCUGGGGGAGUCGGUGGGGAGCACCAGUCGGUCCCAGGAGCCUCGCUCUGCCCUGUCCCCCCACACCAGCAGCCUGCUGGGCCAGCUGGAAAGCAGGAUCAAGGAUUUGAAGGUGUGGCUGAGAGACACCGAGCUCUACAUCUUCAACUCCUGUCUGAGACACGACACAGAGCAGGACCUCCGGGUUUCCACCCAGCUGCAGCACUUCAAGUCUCUGUGUCUGGAGGUGUGUGGGAGGCGUAAGGGCGUGUCCUCGGUACUGAGGCUGUCCCAGCGGCUGCAGGAGGAGCAGGAGCAGCAAAGCGGUCCAGACUCAGAGCAACAGGCCCUACAGCUGCAGCUGCUGACCGUCAACCUGGAGCGGCGCUGGGAGGCCAUCGUCAUGCAGGUGCUGCAGUGGCAGACCCGCCUCCGGCGGGCCCUGGGGACAGAUCAGGUCCCGGGGAACAUCGUAGAGGCUGGUCUCAUGGACCUCCACGGCCCAGCCGAGGACUCCUGGGAGUGGGAUGAAAUGGACAUGGCCAUCGUGGAGUACAUGGAGCCACAGGAAUUUGAUGACAAACAAAAUGCUGAAUGUGAAUCAGGUCCUGGAUCCCCUGGGGCUGGUUUAGACUAUGACAUGUCCGAGUCGAGCCCGCGUGUCACUCAGCGAGGGAUGUCCUUGAACGAAUCGUCUAGAAUGACGCCUCUGUCUUCUCACCGUCCCAGUGUCUAUCAGGUGUACAGCCUGCAUAAUGUGCAGCUUUACAGACAGCCUCACUUCCCCUCCGUACACAAGACCUCUUCUCCAGUCAAAGCCGGGGGGAAGCAGCCUCUUCUGAAGAGCCUGAGCAAAGACUCCUCCUUCUCAUCUGUGGAAUCCCUGCCAGACCUCCUAGGGGGUCUGUUUGGCGGGGGAAAGCAGGGGGGACGUGGAGGGGAGUCCCCACGCAGAUCAGAGAGCGAGAGCGGGAUAGUCAGUGAGGGCGAGACAGAGUCUACUGCCAACUCCGUGGUCUGUCUAGAUGACCCACGGAGAGGAGGCAGCACCUACCUCAGACCCCCCCCAGGAGUCAACUCGCCUGGGGAAGACGACGAGGAGGAGGAGAGGUUGUGUGACGAGGACAUUGACAGGAUCCUAGAGCGGGCCAACAGGGUAGCGCUGUAUGGGGACUGUGUGUCUGUGACGGCGCUGAGAGAUCGAGACCAGAACAGAUGCAAAGCAGCGAAGAAGAAGAGAGGUGGAGGAGGAGGAGAGGAGGGAGGUGGAGGAGGGGAGAACCGGAGGAGACACAGGAGAGAGUCCAACGUGGAGAUUCUGAUCAACGGACGUGGCCUCAGCCCUGACUCCGAGGAGGAAGAUGAGAGAAGAGUGACAGGGGUGAAGGGCCUUAGAGACAGAGAGAUCCCCCAUCUGUCCCAAGGGUCCUCCCUGGAGUCCCUGUAUGCAGCGGGGGAGCUAUUUCCAGCCGGCAAAGACACUCUCCAGCGCUCCACGUCUCUGGAGAGCUGGCUGGCUCCAUGUAAGAGCUGGGAGGAGGCCGAAGGAGAAGGAGGCAGCCAGGGCAGCUUGAGGGAGCUGGGCCUGGGCAUCGGAGCCAUAGAGUCCACAGGGGAACUGAGCCGCAGGACUCUGGAGCUCCUCAAACGCCUGGAGAACAUCCAGACCCCGCUACACGACCUAAAGAUGACACGCAGCAUCUCUGACAUCACUCUGCAGAGCAGCAGCUCCCUCUGCCACCCUGGGGUGGGGUAUGGAUCUUGGGGGCCUGGGCACACUGGGUGCCUCUCAGGGGACCGAGGUGGUUCCCCCUCCUCCGUCAAUGAGAGCUCGGCUGCUUCUCUGACAGAGCUGAGCAGCACAGAGGACUCGUCGGUGGGCUCUGAGGACCUGGCCGUACUGAGGAACCGCUGCUACCUGCUGGACUCCAACGCAUCCUUCAGGAAGCAACACCACCGGGCCCAGCCAGGGGGUCACCACGGAGGCCAUGGGGGUCACGACGAGGCAGACGCCAGCAUCAGCAUGGUGGUCAACGUGUCAUGCACCUCUGCUUGCACAGAUGACGAGGAUGACAGUGACCUUCUGUCUAGCUCCAUGCUGACAUUGACUGAAGAGGAGUUGGGUAUCAAGGAGGAUGAGGAGGAGGACAGUGACCUUCUGUCUAGCUCCACGCUGACCCUGACUGAAGAGGAGCUGGGUAUCAAGGAGGAUGAGGAGGAGGACAGCUCAGUCGCCUCUGAGGAGGAGUACAUGGAGGGCUCCUUGGGCCUAGGCAUGGAGUACAUGAAGAACGAGUUCCACAACUGGAUCCACAAUCCUUCCCGCUCCCAGCAGCAGUCCCAGUCUGGCAGGGACAAGAACCAAGGGUAUAACCCUCUAGGGGACGAGCUGCAGUGUGACACCCUAUCCAAAGACCGCACCAACAGGCUGUCUGUAGGCACCGAACACUGCUCCUUCCUAAACCGCUCAGCGCUGAGGCACCUGGAGUCCCAGUCCAACAGCAACGUGAAGAAAGAGUGCCUCGGAAUUCUGCCUGACGUGGUGAACACCAACAGGAAGAACGCCACGCGGAGGUAUAUCAGCCAGUUUGUAGAUGACAUGGAGAACGGGAAUGUGGAAAACUCCCACAUCAAAGGAAAGGAUGAGGAUGAUGAGUUAUUACGAGAGGAGGGGAGCCUUUUCACCAAGAAAGGGGAGUCCUUCAAAAACUGUUAUGUGAACGAGUCAGUGGUGAAUGGAGGGGACCAGCAGAGGGGCAUGGGAAUGGCCACUGCCACCACGCCGUCCUCGUGUGAGACGCUGUCCCAGCUCCAGGCCAAAGAGUCAUCUCUGGAGGGCCAGCUCCGAGGGGAGAUCCCCUGCCACAGCUCCAGCCACCCUUCCCCCUCUCUCUCUCCCCUGGAGGACUGCCGGGGGUCCCACCAACACCACAUCCUGCAGAGACCACCACACUCUGGGAACAACAGCCAGGAGAACCUCUUCUCCUCCUUCCUCAGUGAUGUCCACACCCAGCAGAGCAGGCGAGAGGCCGGCUCCAACCUCGGCCCAGACCCCAACUCAGACCGCCCCUGCUGCAGCCACCCCCACCCCCAGGCACCCCCACGCCAGGACCAAAAGAGCCAGGAGAACGUGCACAACUUUGUGAUGGAGAUCAUCAACAUGGCCUCGGUGGCUCUGAAGAACAAGGAGAGCCAGGCGGAGGACAAAGAAAGACCCGGCCAGACUGGAGCCCAGAUCAGGGACAAAGUCCUGGAGCACUCCCACCGGACCAUCCACCUCCACAAGGGAGACUUCUACUCCUACCUGUCUAUCUCCUCCCACGACUCGGACUGUGGAGAGGUUAGUGCCUGUAUAGACAGCAAGAGCACCACCCCCUUACUGUCGUCUACCCCAGAUAUCAGGGACGAGGAGAUGCUGUUCGAGGCCUGUACUGAGAAAGUGUACCUUGGACCUCCUCUCUGCUACAGCAUGGCUGUCACCAAGAGGCAAAGGAGGCAGAGUCCCAAAUUAACUGACUACUACUCCUCCUCUCCCUCUCCUGCUGCCCAAAGCCAGAUUCAGAGCCAAGCGCCUCUGCCCGCCUGCAAUGAAUACCAAGAAGAACAUGGUAUUUCUCCUGGAAGUAUAGCUUGGAGACAGCUACAGUGCCAUAAUGAGGCUUCUUAUCUUAAUCCGUUACCAUGUGAAACCCUGAUAGACACUGUUGAAUGUUUAGCAGAUACUGAAAUGCUUGAAUCUAACAUUUCCCCUGUAAUGACUAAGAUAAGAGUCUCUUGCUCCAGUACAUAUCCUUUAAAAGAGGAAGGCAGCCUCUGUCCCCCAAUAAGAAAGUGUGAUUCGGAUGAAAAAGGAUCUACUUCACAGUGGAUGAAACAGAAGAAUGUCAGGAAAGGCUACAGCUCUCUUCAGGAAGUCAAGUCAACUCAUAAACAGAAGCAGUCUCCAAGGUCAGGCCAAGGUUGUGGGGAGGUCGGGGGCCGGGGCCCCCGGGGUAGUGGCCCUGUCUCUGACAACUCAUCUGCUUCAAAGACUGGAACUGCCAGGCCCCAGGUCAUGAAAAUGUUCAAUGAUGAGACAUACAGUUGA